Fusarium oxysporum Fo47 is the source of this 1299-nucleotide messenger RNA. Its product is annotated as ergosterol biosynthesis ERG4/ERG24. The record is from RefSeq and is a predicted model, not a curated record. The transcript has 6 exons. Bases 1 to 1248 code for a protein of 415 amino acids. NCBI's taxonomy places the organism in Eukaryota, Fungi, Ascomycota, Sordariomycetes, Hypocreales, Nectriaceae. Gene Ontology annotation, biological process: cholesterol biosynthetic process; brassinosteroid biosynthetic process. Gene Ontology annotation, molecular function: 7-dehydrocholesterol reductase activity. Gene Ontology annotation, cellular component: endoplasmic reticulum membrane.
AUGACGGUUCCUCCUAGCCUCACUGUCUUAGGCUGGAUCGCCUUCGAGUAUUUUGGGGGCUCUCUCCUCAACGCAUUGGGAGAGAUGCACAAAGUCGGUUUCUUGUAUUUUUUGAAAUAUUACGGGCCCGCCCCCAAUGGUAUAGUUGCGGUCGCGUACGUCGGUUGGGUAUUGUUCCAAGCCUUACUCUACACAGUCCUGCCUGGCAUGAGCACAGGUCAGUUGACUGCUGGAGGAGAGCUACUACACUAUAACACCAACGGCCUUUCAGCUUGGGCCAUUACAGUCUCGGUCUUUACGCUACUAUGGCUGACUGGAGCCGUUGAUCCGUCUAUCAUUGCGCGCUACUGGGGUUCGCUCAUUAUCGUUUUUAACUCUUAUGGGUAUAUUUUGUCCGUCAUCGCCUAUGUAAAGGCAUACCAUGCUCCGUCUCAUAGUAGAGAUCGCACAUUCAGCGGGUCCGCUCUUUAUGACUUUUUAAUGGGUAUUGAGUUCAAUCCUCGCUUUGGACAGGGCUGGGACUGGAAACUUUUUCAUAACGGUCGUCCCGGCAUCAUUGGUUGGAGCCUUAUCAACAUUUCAUAUGGAGCCCUCCAGUACCAAAUUCAUGGUUAUAUAACGAACUCUAUGGUUCUUAUCAACCUUUUCCAGGCAGUCUAUGUUGUUGACUUCUUCGUCAACGAGAGCUGGUAUCUCCGGACCAUUGAUAUAUGUCAUGACCACUUCGGUUUCUAUCUUGCAUGGGGCUCCGCUACCUGGCUGCCUACGAUGUACACGCUCCAGGCCCAAUACCUCUCUCGUCACCCCGUGCAUCUCUCACCACUGGCUGUUGCCUCACUUGUGGCAGUUGACCUCGGCGGCUACAUAAUCUUUCGUUCCGCCAACGCGCAGAAAGAAAGCUCCCGCCUGAGUAACGGCAACUGCAACAUCUGGGGGAGAAAAGCCAAAGUGAUGCGUUGUACCUUUAGAACUGCAGACGGAAAAGAACACACGACCUUGCUACUACUUUCCGGCUGGUGGGGAAUUGCCCGUCAUUCGAACUACGUUGGCGACCUGCUGCAGGCAUACGCCAUGUGUGCUCUCUGUGGCACCAAACACCUCCUUCCUUGGACCUACGCGAUUUUCAUGACAUGGAUUCUUUGGCACCGUUGUUAUCGCGAUGAAAAACGCUGUAGUAUCAAAUAUGGAGCUCAAUGGAAGGAGUAUUGCUCGCUAGUGAGAUGGAGGAUGUUGCCCGGAGUCUGGUGAGAAGAAAAACGAGCUACUCAACCACAAAGUGUUUAAGGCGCGGAAUUGCAC